UUUGGGCACUGCCCUUGCAGCAUGGCCGCCGGCGCUGCCGCCGCCUUGGCCGUCUUGAGUCAGGAGAGUCGAGGCCGGACCGGGGCUGUCGGGCCUCUUCGCAUUCCGGCACCAGUCACUAUGGACAGUUUCUUCUUCGGCUGCGAGCUCUCCGGGCAGACGCGCGCUUUCACCUUCAAGGUGGAACACGAGGAUGACGCGGAGCACGUGUUGGCACUGACCAUGCUCUGCCUCACCGAGGGGGCCAAGGAGGAGUGUAACGUGGUAGAAGUGGUGGCCCGGAGCCAUGACCACCAAGAGAUUGCAGUCCCUGUGGCCAACCUCAGGUUGUCCUGUCAGCCCAUGCUCAGCCUGGAUGACUUCCAGCUCCAACCACCUGUCACCUUCCGCCUGAAGUCGGGCUCGGGCCCCGUGCGCAUCACUGGGCGGCACCAGAUUGUUACCAUAAGCAAUGAUGUCUCCGAAGAAGAGGAGAGUGAGGAAGAAGAGAGUGACGGGGAGGAUGCUGAGCUGUGCCCCAUCCUGCCAGCCAAAAAGCAGGGGGGCAGGUCUUAGCCCCCCUGGCUAGCUGUCUGCUGUGUGUGCCCUGCACCAUGUUCCUGAACACAUGUCAAGGAUGUCACAAUUCUCCUCUCCAUUGAAGAGCAGGCCUGGGGACAGGGGCUGGGAGUGACAGGCUGCACCAGGCCUGGUGUGUCCCCCUUCUCCAGGACUGUGAGGAAUUCUGACCUUCAGUUCUGACCUUGUCACCUCACCUCCCUCCGCAGGUUGGAGGCGGUGUUGGCAGCUCGCAAGAAGACAUUUUUUAAAAAACACUUUUUACAAUUUUUUUUUUUUUUGGAUGACAGUUGCAAUAAAGUUGGCUGAGGGUGGUU
Molecule: messenger RNA, 875 nt
Organism: Ochotona princeps (American pika)
Lineage: Eukaryota; Metazoa; Chordata; Mammalia; Lagomorpha; Ochotonidae
Gene: NPM3
Product: nucleophosmin/nucleoplasmin 3
Exons: 6
Coding region: 22-555 (177 amino acids)
Biological process (GO): chromatin remodeling
Cellular component (GO): nucleoplasm; nucleolus; cytoplasm
Molecular function (GO): chromatin binding; histone binding; RNA binding
Source: RefSeq, a predicted model, not a curated record